ACCUUCGGCCUUUCCAGGGUUUCCUGAGGGGAAGGUCGACUCACAGUUGCUGCUCUUGUGAGCGAGGCGAAGGGACUUAUUAAUGCUCGAGCCUGUCGGAGCAAUCAUCUUUAGCUCCCUCCUGGCUUGCCGAACGACCUCUGGACGCUGUGCUUCUUCAACAUCCUCAGUGAAGGUUAUUGUCAGAUCCAUGGGCACUGCUGUCACUCCCGAGGUAUGCAGCUCUCUUUCGCGACGAGCUAAGGGAAAGGAGCGGGCAGACGUUCCUCCGGAUGAUGUCAGGAGCUGUAAACGGGAUCCUUUGUAUGGGCAGGCCGGGCGAAGCACUAGCGACGAGACACGAUGGGCUGCCGACAAGAAAUGUCUUUUCGUCUCUGCUGAGUCCAUCCCCUGCCGGAGUCAGUCGUACAACUCCUGUAGUCGGCCUCCUAAAAGAUCUCUGAUGCGGCUUAGGCAGCCCUUCAUCGUGGCGACCCAUCCAACCUUGCAGAGACGAACUGCGGCUGGUCUGUCUACAUCACAAGUGGCAUCGUCUUCCUCUAGUCCUAGGAGGUCUGAUUUGCGGCAGCAGUUUCUGGAGCUCUGUCGCAUGCCUCAGGGCAAAUUCAACCCCACCAGGGCCUGGUCGGUAUACUCUGAAGCCCUCACGGCAGGAGCUCUGGAUCAGAUAGAAGACUCCAUUCUCCUUAAAUUCGCCACUCGCCUCGUGGAACGGGCGGAGUCUUUGUAUUCCAGUUCGGUCAGCCUGGAGGAAUUGCGUUCAUGGGGUACCCGUAUACACGCCAUUCUGGGCGAGCUUCAUCGUGAAGACUUGAAUGAAGAUCAGGCAUUUGCUCACAAGUGUAUAAUGUCACGGGCGUCCGCGCUGAUGGACAGCCUGGAGGAACCUAUGGCUCUUAUUGAUGAAACGAAGGAUGGCUAUCUGGAAGAUCGCCACCGUGCGCUCAUGAUUCCCGUCUAUGAAGCCGUCUUCCUAUCGCUUGUUCACCAUCGCAGUCCUUAUGGUGGUCUGGUAUUCCUGCUGAAUGAGUGGAAGACUAUAUCCUCCUACACAGUAAGCAGAAAGCGGAUGACUCUCCCCGGUGUACUCGUUGCGCCAGCAGGUUCGUUACGCAAGACAGUGCACAAAGUCCUUCGGGACAUAGAAAUGCCUGCCCUUGUUCUAGCCGAUCACCGACGUGUGUGGGACAAGGAGCAGAAAAUGAGGGCCGGAGAACUCCUCAUCCAAGUGUUAUCCGAGGCUGAUCUGCCGGAAGAUGCUCUCGACGUGUUAGAGGAAAUGCAAGCCCAGUCAUUGACCCCAUCGCUUAUGAUCCGGCUGACUCUAGUGCGAGCCUUGGUUCGCGCCGAUUCGUUCGAACUCGCCAAUUCGAUCUUUUGGCGUGUUACAGAGUCGUUACCUGCGGGUCCGACCUUCAAGUACCAUCUAUCCACGGGGCUCUAUUUAUUUGCUCAUCAAGGGGACACCGGGCGCGCGGAAGAGUUCUAUGAGCUCUUGCAAAAGCAAGGUUGGGUUAGCCCUCCGGACGUCGCUACACUCAUGCACGCGAGCGCAGCAAUCGGGGACACCAAGGGAGUGAUUGCAUUAUUUCACAAGUUCUUUCCCGAGGACGGAGAGGGCGACAGCAGAGCAGGCGCUGUGUCGAUUCUUCAUUACACCAGCGUCAUCUACGCCCACGCCCAACAGUCGGACUUCGACGGUAUGAACCACUGGUUGGAGAAGAUGGCCAAGGCUGGCAUCAUGCCUGACGCGUAUGUAUAUGGUAUAGUUCUUCAGAGCUUUGCUCGGCGGCACGACGUCGAAUCUAUGGCAGCUGUGAUGGAUCAGAUGCGUUCUACGGGCAUACGCCCUAAUUACGUUGCAUACACGACGGUCCUCAGUGUCUUAGCUCGUCGCAGGGACCCAGUCGCUGCCGAGGCGAUGUACAAACAGGCCUUGCAAGACGGUAUCGUCCCAGACCGCAAGAUGCUACUGACCCUGAUGAACGCUCAUGUGGAAGCCGGGUCCUGGCGGGGAGUCAUUCGAGUAUUCGAUUACAUGAAAGCGUCGCGCCUCCGGCACCUUCGCCUCACACCGGCCGUCUACAACACUCUCCUCAAGGCUUAUGUCUUAAUCGGUGCUCCUUUCCGGGUUGUCUCGGAGCUUUUUGACAAAUUACGCGACGUGAAGAUUCGGCCGGACGCAUACACCUUCGCUCUGUUGAUGCAAUCUGCUUGCGACGCGGGAGAGAUGGACGUAGCCGCUGACAUCUUUCAGCAGAUGGAGACCCUCUCGGAACACUGGCAGUCCAGUCUCCACAUCAAUGCCUAUGUUAUGACUAUCCUAAUGGCUGGUUAUCUUCGUGCUGGCGACAGACAGCGAGCUAAGGCGGUCUACGAUGGCAUGCGUGAGCGCGGAAUACAACCGACGUCCGUCACCUUCGCUUCCAUAAUCAAGGCCUAUGGUAACGAGAAGACGGAAGAGAGCCUGCAAAUGGCCGAGGACUUCCUGGCGUCUCUUGUGGACUCUGAUCCUAGCGACCGCGUUUGGGAAAGGACUGCCGGUAGUCGAGCAGCUGCGUUGGACAAUAUAUACGCUCCUCUUAUGACCGUCUAUGCCCGGGACGCUGAUCCUGAGAACGUCGAGCGCCUCUACCAAGGGAUGUUAGAUGCCGGUGGCGAGCCCACCAUUGGUCUUCUGACGAUGCUCCUAGAUGCAUAUAGGCGGAAAGGAGAUGUCCAGGCGGCACUGAAAAUCUGGCCGCAGAUCUUUCAGAUCGGCUUGGACAUGUCGCAGGUUGGUCCUUUAUUUCAAGGUCAAGAGCUCUCCCAAGAGCACACUGAGCGUCGCAACUCUACCCUGUUGUGCAUACCUCUGUCCAUCUACAUCGACGCCCUAUCAGCCGCUGGCCUGCACAUAGAAAUUGCACUCACCUGGAAAAAGCUGCAAAUGCUCGGGUUCUCCUUCGACUCACAUAACUGGAAUCACCUAGCUGUUGCCCUAGUGCGCGCCGGAGAGCUAGAACGGGCUUUUGAGAUACUCGAGAGGGUGAUCUUGCCGUACCAGAUGCAGAGCGAGCGGAUACUACGGACCCGUGAACGGGACCCUGACUCGCCAUUCCUCUUCGACCAACCACCUCCAGAAGAUAACUUGCCCGAGACAGCCGCUGCCCCGGCCAACCGCAGAGCAGCCAGAAGGGCAGAAGCUAUCGAGACAGCUAGCAGCUGGAUGGGCAGCCUAGCUGAGGUUGAUGAAGGCCGCGACGACGACUUCGCGCAUCAGUUGCAUGUUCUUCAUCAAAUCUCCCCCUCAUGGAACCAAUGGCGACCUCACGCUGUUACAUUGGACGUGCUGGCGUGGACACUAGAGAAGCUCGAGAGAGGGCAGGUCAUUGAACCUAUACGGCCUGAUCAAGACUCAUCUGACCAUCCCGAGCAAGAUGAAGACGAGGAUGCAAGAUUGGCGCGUGUUCGUCUUUGCGGCGAAAUUUACGACGGCAUACUCAGUAAUUAUCCUCAAGCUGUGCUCGCCGUUCAGGAACAUAAGCGUCGGCGUGGAUUAGAAGAAUUGCGGAGUACGCGAACUAUGCGAUAUACAAGCGUAGGAUAAUCUGGUCUCAACGGGACGGAAUUCCGGAAAUAGAACGGCAGCUUCGGGAAUAGCACCAUGAAUAGGAAUGGGUGAUUUGCGCAACAGUCCUCACAAAGGCUGUCCAGGCUUGGUUAAAGCCAGUUCCUCAACCGUCGGAGUCGUCGUCCGAGCCUUCUGACUCCCCUCCGCGUCGCCGCUUCCGACCGCCCUUGCUAGGGCCGUGGCGGUUACGCUGGAUGACAGGCCGUAGGUCAGUCCCGGAUUGCGGCACGACCGGGAACACCCCGUGAACCACUCACCAGAGGCAGUUUCUGGCCUUGGUUUCCAAAAGCGAUGGAGAGAGGUGUGGUAUCUGAU
Gloeophyllum trabeum ATCC 11539 is the source of this 3928-nucleotide messenger RNA. RefSeq lists its product as uncharacterized. Gene Ontology annotation, molecular function: protein binding. The record is from RefSeq and is a predicted model, not a curated record. The transcript is spliced from 3 exons. Lineage: Eukaryota; Fungi; Basidiomycota; Agaricomycetes; Gloeophyllales; Gloeophyllaceae. Bases 83 to 3589 code for a protein of 1168 amino acids.